AUUUGGACAUUACUGAAUGAACAUCAAGCGCAAUGGUAAGCCAUUUACGCUUUAAUGAAUAUACUAUUUCUCAGAUAUUGAUAGCGUGACUGAAUACUUUAGGGUUUGGCUUUCGUUUGUUUGUUUUUUAUUUUCUUUUUACAAUAUGCCCAUACAUUAACAGACACGUUUCAUCUCCAUUAUUAAUUGCUCAGGUGUCCGUAUCAGCGUCGACAUGGCAAAGGCUCCGGAUACUUUACCAAUGGGUCCUAGAAAACGGAGACAAGAGGACAGAUGGAUGGCUAUUGGUUUAUUCUCCUCUGCCUGUCGGUGGCAUCUUCGUGUGUUACCUUGUCAUCAUUUGGCUUGGCCCAAAACUAAUGGCUUAUAGAGAACCAGUCAACAUCAAGACUCUUCUUGUUAUUUACAAUUUUUCAAUGGUGUACCUUUCUGCUUAUAUGUUUUAUGAGUUCACAGCAUCAUCUUGGUUGGCAAAUUACAGCUUGCUGUGUCAGCCUGUGGACUACUCUGAAAACCCCCUUGCAAUGCGGAUGGCCAGAGUUUGCUGGUGGUUUUACUUCUCUAAAGUUAUUGAACUUACUGAUACUAUGUUCUUCAUUCUGAGGAAGAAGAACAAUCAACUGACCUUUUUGCAUGUGUAUCAUCACGGCACCAUGAUUUUCAACUGGUGGGCAGGGGUCAAGUAUGUUGCAGGAGGGCAGUCAUUCCUGAUUGGCCUCAUAAACUCUUUUGUGCAUGUGGUGAUGUAUAUGUACUAUGGCCUGGCAGCACUGGGCCCCCAGAUGCAGAAAUACUUGUGGUGGAAACGCUACCUCACUUCCCUCCAGCUGCUCCAGUUCUUUAUUGUGACCAUUCACACUGCGUUCAACCUCUACGCUAACUGUGACUUCCCUGACUCCAUGAAUAUGGUGGUGCUCGGUUACUCGCUAAGCCUAAUCGCUUUGUUUAGUAACUUUUAUUAUCAGAGCUACCUUUCCCAGAAGACCAAGAUGACAUGAUAGCAUGGAGAUGGAACAUAUUUAUGUAUAUAUAUACAUUGAUUGUUUGAAUAAAAACAUGUCAUCCAUUGAUCCUUCAGACUGAAUGUGGCGGCUGUGUCUGUCUUAAGGACUGUUUAAUCCUUUAUCUCAAAUCCAUUUGUCUGUGUAUUCUCCCCUCCUCCAAACAGAGUCCAUACAAUCUCUGCACCCCCAUCCCCCUCUGGUCAUUAGGGAUUGAGACCCUGCAACGCUCUAGUGAUCUGGCCAAAUUGAAAUAAACCCGAGUCCACCUUCUGCUCCUCACUCACUUAUUUAUCUAAUCUCCCACUGUGACACUUCAUUUGUUUUACCACUCAUUGGAUCAGGUCAACCAAUCACAGUGUAGCUAGGGGGAGUGUGUUAUUUAGGGCCCUGCCUUCUCUACUGCUGCCCUCUUCUACAGUAGGCCUACCUAUGCCU
Messenger RNA from Ctenopharyngodon idella (grass carp), 1439 nucleotides. It is a transcript of the gene elovl8a, whose product is annotated as ELOVL fatty acid elongase 8a. The transcript has 7 exons. Bases 360 to 998 code for a protein of 212 amino acids. Gene Ontology annotation, biological process: fatty acid elongation, polyunsaturated fatty acid; fatty acid elongation, monounsaturated fatty acid; sphingolipid biosynthetic process. Gene Ontology annotation, molecular function: fatty acid elongase activity. Gene Ontology annotation, cellular component: endoplasmic reticulum membrane. NCBI's taxonomy places the organism in Eukaryota, Metazoa, Chordata, Actinopteri, Cypriniformes, Xenocyprididae. The record is from RefSeq and is a predicted model, not a curated record.